Messenger RNA from Dermacentor andersoni, 1090 nucleotides. The record is from RefSeq and is a predicted model, not a curated record. NCBI's taxonomy places the organism in Eukaryota, Metazoa, Arthropoda, Arachnida, Ixodida, Ixodidae.
AUGUUGACUUUAUGCAACACACGGCGAAAACGCGACCGCUUGUCAUGUAUAGAGGUUGCGUUUCUCGUCUUAUGCAGGUUCCCACGUUCAAACCCUCAGCUGUAUCAGCGGUGGGUCGUGAACCUAAAGAGGGACAAAUGGACACCAUCUCCUGGCAGCAGACUCUGUAGUGACCACUUCGAGGAGGGUUGCUUUGAUCGAACGGGCGCAAGGAUACGUCUUCUACGUGACGCAGUUCCCACGCUGUUUUCUUUCCCAAAACAUCUGCAGAAGAAAACGGCUGGGAGGAAACCACCAAAAGAAAGAACCCCAGCUGAGGACACGACACCAGAGAAUGAGCCGACAACUAGCACUCGUACAUCAACUGAGGACAACUUAGCUAAUCUCCCUGAUCACAACUACGCCGUAUUCGAGUCUCCUAAGACAUUAAAGAGGAAAAUGGAUCUCUGUGUGGACUCAGUAGUUGGUGUCAACAAAAAGCUGAAGGUGAGCCUUGAACGAGAGCGCCGACUGAGAAAAAAGGUGUGCACAUUCACUGAGAUAAUUAGUGAUCUCAAAGAGAAGAACCUUGUUUCAGAAGAUGCCUCUGCAAUGCUUGAAAGAUGUUUUUCAGGCGCGCCUCUAGAGAUCAUGCAACGCCUUUUGAAACAUGCACCAGCAGAAGGAGAUAAGUCUGUCAAGUACAGCCGAGAAAAAUACCCCCUAUGUUGCGCAUGUUUGCACUUACGCUGCAAUUUUACUCAACAAAAGCCUACAACUAUGUGAGAGAAACUUUUGAUUGUGCGCUGCCGCAUCCAUCAACAAUUACCAAGUGGUAUAGUUCUGUAAAUGGUGAAGCUGGUUUCACUGGUGAAGCUCUAAAUGCUAUCAAAUCAAAAGCCAAUGAGGCCGAGAACAAGAACAAAGAACUUCUAUGCAAUCUUGUGGUCGACGAAAUGGCCAUCAGGAAGCAUCUUGAAUGGGACGGAAAGAAGUUCAGAGGCUACGUUGAUAUUGGAAAUGAGGUAGAUGAUGACAGCAAUGCAGUUGCAUCUGAAGCACUAGUUUUCAUGCUUGUAUCUCUGGAUUCUCACUGGAAGAUACCCUGCGG